Messenger RNA from Orycteropus afer afer, 11655 nucleotides. The record is from RefSeq and is a predicted model, not a curated record. NCBI's taxonomy places the organism in Eukaryota, Metazoa, Chordata, Mammalia, Tubulidentata, Orycteropodidae.
GCUGGGUGAACUCAUGGCCUGAUACCAUUUUCUUAAGAAACAGACUAGCUCACAAGAAAAAUGGCAUUUGUUGCAACACAAGGGGCCACGGUGGUUGACCAAACCACACUGAUGAAAAAAUACCUUCAGUUUGUGGCAGCUCUCACUGAUGUAAAUACACCUGAUGAAACGAAGCUAAAAAUGAUGCAAGAAGUUAGUGAAAAUUUUGAGAAUGUAACGUCGUCUCCUCAGUAUUCUACAUUCCUGGAACAUAUCAUCCCUCGAUUUCUCACCUUCCUUCAAGAUGGAGAAGUGCAGUUUCUCCAGGAGAAACCAGCCCAGCAACUGCGGAAGCUAGUACUUGAAAUAAUUCAUAGAAUACCUACAAAUGAACAUCUUCGUCCUCACACAAAAAACGUUCUGUCUGUGAUGUUUCGCUUUUUAGAGACUGAAAAUGAAGAAAAUGUGCUUAUUUGUUUAAGAAUCAUUAUUGAGCUACACAAACAGUUCAGGCCACCAAUCACACAAGAAAUUCAUCAUUUUUUGGAUUUUGUGAAACAAAUUUACAAGGAGCUUCCAAAAGUAGUGAACCGCUACUUUGAGAACCCUCAGGUGAUCUCAGAGAACACAGUUCCAGCACCGGAAAUGGUUGGUAUGAUAACCACCAUUGCAGUGAAAGUCAAUCCCGAGCGUGAGGACAGCGAGACGAGAACGCAUUCCAUCAUUCCCAGAGGGUCGCUGUCUCUGAAAGUGUUGGCAGAGUUGCCUAUUAUUGUUGUUUUAAUGUAUCAGCUCUACAAGGUGAACAUCCACAAUGUUGUUGCGGAAUUUGUGCCUCUGAUCAUGAAUACCAUCGCCAUUCAGGUAUCUGCACAAGCCAGGCAACAUAAGCUUUAUAACAAGGAGUUAUAUGCUGACUUCAUUGCUGCUCAGAUCAAAACAUUGUCGUUUUUAGCUUACAUCAUCAGAAUUUACCAGGAGCUGGUAACCAAGUACUCUCAGCAGAUGGUGAAAGGGAUGUUACAGUUACUCUCAAAUUGCCCAGCGGAGACGGCCCACCUCAGAAAGGAGCUUCUGAUUGCUGCGAAGCACAUCCUCACGACAGAGCUAAGAAACCAGUUCAUUCCUUGCAUGGACAAGCUGUUCGAUGAAUCCAUACUAAUUGGUUCAGGAUAUACUGCUCGGGAAACUCUAAGGCCUCUCGCCUACAGCACGUUAGCUGACUUGGUCCACCACGUGCGCCAGCACCUGCCCCUGGGUGACCUCUCCCUCGCCGUACAGCUCUUUGCCAAGAACAUAGAUGAUGAGUCCCUGCCUAGUAGCAUCCAGACCAUGUCCUGUAAGCUCCUCCUGAACCUGGUGGACUGCAUCCGCUCCAAGAGUGAGCAGGAGAGUGGCAACGGGAGGGACGUCCUGAUGCGGAUGCUUGAGGUGUUUGUUCUCAAGUUCCACACCAUUGCUCGCUACCAGCUCUCUGCUAUUUUUAAGAAGUGCAAGCCUCAAUCUGAACUUGGGGCCGUGGAAGCCACUCUGCCCGGGGUGCCCACGGCCCCAGCUGCACCAGGCCCCGCCCCCUCCCCAGCCCCUGUUCCUACCCCUGCCCCGCCCCCUCCCCUACCCCCUGCCCCACCCACACCUGUGACCCCUGCACCAGUGCCUCCCUUCGAGAAGCAAGGAGAGAAGGACAAAGAGGACAAGCAGACUUUCCAAGUCACAGACUGCCGCAGCUUGGUGAAGACGCUGGUGUGCGGUGUGAAGACCAUCACCUGGGGCAUCACGUCGUGCAAAGCCCCUGGCGAAGCUCAGUUCAUUCCCAACAAGCAGUUGCAGCCCAAAGAGACUCAGAUUUACAUAAAGCUUGUGAAAUAUGCAAUGCAGGCUUUAGAUAUUUAUCAGGUCCAGAUAGCAGGAAAUGGGCAGACCUACAUUCGGGUUGCAAACUGCCAGACAGUUAGAAUGAAAGAGGAGAAGGAGGUAUUGGAACACUUUGCCGGAGUGUUUACGAUGAUGAAUCCCUUAACGUUUAAAGAAAUCUUUCAAACCACAGUCCCUUAUAUGGUGGAAAGAAUUUCAAAAAAUUAUGCCCUUCAGAUUGUUGCCAAUUCCUUCUUGGCAAACCCUACUACCUCUGCCCUGUUUGCUACAAUUCUGGUAGAAUAUCUACUUGACCGCCUGCCAGAAAUGGGCUCCAAUGUGGAGCUUUCCAACCUGUACCUCAAGCUGUUUAAGUUGGUCUUUGGCUCUGUCUCCCUGUUUGCGGCUGAAAAUGAACAAAUGCUGAAGCCUCACCUGCACAAGAUUGUGAACAGUUCAAUGGAGCUCGCGCAGACUGCCAAGGAGCCCUACAACUACUUCCUGCUGCUCCGGGCGCUGUUCCGCUCCAUUGGUGGAGGAAGCCAUGAUCUCCUGUAUCAGGAAUUCUUGCCUCUCCUGCCGAACCUGCUGCAAGGGCUGAACAUGUUGCAGAGCGGUCUGCACAAGCAACACAUGAAGGACCUCUUCGUGGAGCUGUGUCUCACGGUGCCCGUACGGCUGAGCUCGCUGCUGCCGUAUCUGCCCAUGCUCAUGGAUCCCUUGGUGUCUGCACUCAAUGGCUCCCAAACUUUGGUGAGCCAGGGCCUGAGGACCCUGGAAUUGUGUGUGGACAACCUUCAGCCCGACUUCCUGUACGACCACAUCCAGCCAGUGCGCGCAGAGCUCAUGCAGGCUCUGUGGCGCACUUUACGCAACCCUGCAGACAGCAUCUCUCACGUGGCCUACCGUGUACUCGGUAAAUUUGGUGGUAGUAACAGGAAGAUGUUGAAGGAGUCCCAGAAGCUGCACUAUGUUGUGACUGAAGUCCAGGGACCCAGCAUCACAGUGGAGUUUUCAGAUUGUAAAGCGUCCCUUCAGCUCCCAAUGGAGAAGGCUAUUGAAACGGCUCUGGACUGCCUGAAGAGUGCCAACACUGAGCCCUACUACCGGCGGCAGGCAUGGGAGGUGAUCAAGUGCUUCCUGGUGGCCAUGAUGAGCCUGGAGGACAACAAGCACGCGCUCUACCAGCUACUCGCGCACCCGAACUUUACAGAAAAGACAAUUCCCAGUGUCAUCAUAUCCCAUCGGUACAAGGCACAGGACACCCCGGCUCGUAAGACCUUUGAGCAGGCUCUCACUGGGGCCUUCAUGUCUGCUGUCAUUAAAGACCUCCGGCCCAGUGCCCUGCCAUUUGUGGCCAGCUUGAUCCGUCACUAUACCAUGGUGGCAGUCGCCCAGCAGUGCGGCCCCUUCUUGCUACCUUGCUACCAGGUGGGCAGCCAGCCCAGCACAGCCAUGUUCCACAGUGAGGAAAGCGGCUCUAAAGGCAUGGACCCUUUGGUUCUUAUUGAUGCCAUCGCUAUUUGUAUGGCAUAUGAAGAAAAGGAACUUUGCAAGAUUGGGGAGGUGGCCCUGGCGGUAAUAUUUGAUGUGGCAAGCAUCAUCCUAGGCUCCAAGGAGAGGGCGUGCCAGCUGCCCCUCUUUUCCUACAUCGUGGAGCGCCUGUGUGCCUGUUGUUACGAGCAGGCCUGGUAUGCGAAGCUGGGCGGUGUGGUGUCCAUCAAGUUCCUCAUGGAGCGGCUGCCACUCACGUGGGUUCUUCAGAACCAGCAGACGUUCCUCAAAGCACUCCUCUUUGUCAUGAUGGACUUGACUGGAGAGGUUUCCAACGGUGCUGUUGCCAUGGCGAAGACAACCCUGGAGCAGCUUCUGAUGAGGUGUGCCACACCUUUAAAAGACGAGGAAAGAGCCGAAGAGAUCCUGUCAGCUCAGGAGAAGUCCUUCCACCAUGUGACACACGAUUUGGUUCGAGAAGUCACCUCUCCAAACUCCACUGUGAGAAAACAGGCGAUGCAUUCACUCCAGGUGUUGGCCCAGGUCACUGGAAAGAGUGUGACGGUAAUAAUGGAGCCCCAUAAAGAGGUCCUCCAGGACAUGGUCCCACCUAAGAAGCACCUGCUCCGACACCAGCCUGCCAAUGCACAGAUCGGCCUGAUGGAGGGCAACACGUUCUGCACCACGUUGCAGCCCCGGCUCUUCACGAUGGACCUGAAUGUGGUGGAGCAUAAGGUGUUCUACACAGAGCUGUUGAAUCUGUGUGAGGCCGAAGAUUCAGCGUUAACAAAGCUACCCUGCUACAAAAGCCUGCCCUCCCUUGUGCCCUUACGAAUUGCAGCAUUAAAUGCGCUUGCUGCCUGCAAUUACCUUCCUCAGUCCAGAGAAAAGAUCAUUGCCGCCCUCUUCAAAGCCCUGAAUUCCACCAACAGUGAGCUGCAGGAGGCGGGUGAAGGCUGCAUGAGGAAGUUUCUGGAAGGUGCCACGAUAGAAGUCGACCAGAUCCACACGCACAUGAGGCCUUUGCUGAUGAUGCUGGGAGAUUACCGGAGCCUGACGCUGAACGUCGUCAACCGGCUGACUUCGGUUACCAGGCUCUUCCCAAAUUCCUUUAAUGAUAAAUUUUGUGAUCAGAUGAUGCAACAUCUGCGCAAGUGGAUGGAAGUGGUGGUCAUCACCCACAAAGGGGGCCAGAGGAGCGACGGAAACGAGAGCGUUUCAGAGUGCGGGAGGUGCUCCUUGUCUCCAUUCUGUCAGUUUGAGGAAAUGAAGAUUUGUUCAGCAAUUAUAAACCUCUUUCACCUGAUCCCAGCUGCACCUCAGACCCUGGUCAAACCUUUGUUGGAGGUUGUCAUGAAGACAGAGCGGGCUAUGUUGAUUGAGGCUGGCAGUCCGUUCAGAGAGCCUCUGAUCAAAUUCCUGACCCGACACCCCUCCCAGACGGUGGAGCUGUUCAUGAUGGAAGCCACACUGAACGACCCCCAGUGGAGCAGAAUGUUUAUGAGUUUCCUAAAACACAAAGAUGCCAGGCCUCUUCGCGAUGUGCUUGCCGCCAACCCAAACAGGUUCAUCACCCUGCUGCUGCCCGGUGGCACGCAGGCCGCAGUGCGCCCCGGCUCACCCAGCACCAGCACUAUGCGCUUGGACCUUCAGUUCCAAGCCGUUAAGAUCAUCAGUAUUAUAGUUAAGAAUGAUGACACCUGGCUGGCCAAUCAGCAUUCCUUGGUGAGCCAGUUGAGACGUGUGUGGGUUAGCGACGUCUUUCAAGAGAGGCACCGCAAGGAGAACAUGGCCGCCACCAACUGGAAGGAGCCCAAGCUGCUGGCCUACUGCCUCCUGAACUACUGCAAGAGGAAUUAUGGGGACAUAGAGUUGCUGUUUCAGCUGCUCCGAGCCUUUACUGGUCGUUUUCUCUGCAACAUGACAUUCUUAAAGGAGUACAUGGAAGAAGAGAUUCCCAAGAAUUACAGCAUUGCUCAGAAACGAGCCCUGUUUUUUCGCUUUGUAGACUUCAGUGACCCCAACUUUGGAGAUGAACUAAAAGCCAAGGUUCUGCAGCACAUCUUGAAUCCUGCUUUCUUGUAUAGCUUUGAGAAAGGGGAAGGAGAGCAGCUCUUAGGACCCCCGAAUCCCGAAGGAGACAGCCCUGAGAGCAUCACCAGUGUGUUCAUCACCAAGGUGCUUGACCCGGAGAAGCAGGCAGACAUGCUGGACUCGCUGCGUAUUUACCUCCUGCAGUACGCCACACUGCUGGUGGAGCAUGCGCCCCACCACAUCCAUGACAACAACAAGAACCGCAAUAGUAAGCUGCGCCGACUGAUGACCUUCGCGUGGCCCUGCCUGCUCUCCAAGGCCUGUGUGGACCCAGCCUGCAAGUACAGCGGGCAUCUGCUCCUGGCUCACAUCAUCGCCAAGUUUGCCAUCCACAAGAAGAUCGUGCUGCAGGUGUUCCAUAGUCUUCUCAAGGCACACGCGAUGGAAGCCCGUGCCAUCGUCAGACAGGCCAUGGCCAUCCUGACCCCUGCGGUGCCGGCGAGGAUGGAGGACGGGCACCAGAUGCUAACCCACUGGACGAGGAAGAUCAUUGUGGAGGAAGGCCACACGGUGCCGCAGCUGGUGCACAUCCUGCACCUCAUAGUGCAGCAUUUCAAGGUGUACUACCCAGUGCGGCAUCACCUGGUACAGCAUAUGGUCAGUGCCAUGCAGAGACUGGGCUUCACGCCUAGCGUCACCAUUGAGCAGAGGAGGUUGGCGGUGGACCUGUCGGAAGUUGUUAUCAAGUGGGAGCUGCAGAGGAUUAAGGACCAGCAGCCGGAUUCAGAUACAGAUCCGAAUUCGAGUGGAGAAGGCGUCAACUCGGUCUCGUCAUCCAUUAAAAGAGGCCUGUCGGUGGAUUCUGCCCAGGAAGUGAAGCGCUUCAGGACGGCCACGGGGGCCAUAAGUGCAGUGUUUGGGAGGAGCCAGUCACUGCCUGGAGCCGACGCCCUUCUCGCCAAGCCCAUUGACAAGCAACACACGGACACGGUGGUGAACUUCCUUAUCCGAGUGGCCUGCCAGGUGAAUGACAACACCAACACGGCAGGCUCUCCUGGGGAGGUGCUCUCUCGCCGCUGUGUGACUCUUCUAAAGACAGCCCUGCGACCAGAUAUGUGGUCCAAGUCCGAGCUCAAACUCCAGUGGUUCGACAAGCUGCUGAUGACCGUGGAGCAGCCGGGGCAGGUGAACUAUGGGAAUAUCUGCACUGGGUUGGAAGUUCUGAGUUUCCUGCUGACGGUGCUCCAGUCUCCGGCGAUCCUCAGCAGCUUCAAGCCCCUGCAGCGGGGAGUUGCCGCCUGCAUGACGUGUGGAAACACCAAAGUUUUGCGAGCUGUCCACAGCCUUCUCUCACGCCUCAUGAGUAUCUUCCCUACAGAGCCAAGCACCUCCAGCGUGGCCUCCAAGUAUGAGGAGCUGGAGUGCCUCUACGCGGCUGUUGGGAAGGUCAUCUACGAAGGACUCACCAACUACGAGAAGGCCACCAAUGCAAAUCCAUCACAGCUCUUUGGGACACUUAUGAUCCUCAAGUCAGCCUGCAGCAACAACCCCAGCUACAUCGACAGGCUCAUCUCAGUCUUCAUGCGCUCACUGCAGAAGAUGGUCCGGGAACAUCUCAACCCACAGGCAGCAUCGGGAAGCACAGAGGCCACCUCAGGAACAAGCGAGCUGGUGAUGCUGAGCCUGGAGUUGGUGAAGACGCGGCUGGCCGUGAUGAGUACAGAGAUGCGGAAGAACUUCAUCCAGGCCAUCCUGACGUCCCUCAUCGAAAAAUCGCCAGACGCCAAAAUCCUCCGCGCCGUGGUGAAGAUUGUGGAGGAGUGGGUUAAAAACAACUCCCCGAUGGCGGCCAAUCAGACCCCCACCCUCCGGGAGAAGUCCAUUUUGCUUGUGAAAAUGAUGACCUACAUAGAAAAGCGUUUUCCAGAAGACCUUGAAUUAAAUGCCCAGUUUUUAGACCUUGUCAACUAUGUCUACAGGGACGAGACCCUAUCUGGCAGUGAGCUCACCGCCAAGCUCGAGCCGGCCUUCCUCUCGGGGCUGCGCUGCGCCCAGCCGCUCAUCAGGGCCAAGUUUUUCGAGGUGUUUGACAACUCUAUGAAGCGUCGGGUGUAUGAGCGACUACUCUACGUGACCUGUUCCCAGAACUGGGAGGCCAUGGGGAACCACUUCUGGAUCAAGCAGUGCAUCGAGCUGCUUCUGGCCGUGUGUGAGAAGAGCACUCCCAUCGGCACCAGUUGCCAAGGGGCCAUGCUCCCGUCCAUCACCAACGUCAUCAACCUGGCUGACAGCCACGACCGUGCGGCCUUCGCCAUGGUCACACACGUCAAGCAGGAGCCACGGGAGCGGGAGAACAGCGAGUCCAAGGAGGAGGACGUAGAGAUAGAUAUUGAACUAGCUCCUGGUGAUCAGACUAGCACACCCAAAACCAAGGAGCUUUCGGAGAAGGACAUUGGAAACCAGCUGCACAUGCUAACCAACAGGCAUGACAAAUUCCUCGACACUCUUCGGGAAGUGAAGACUGGAGCCCUGCUCAGUGCCUUUGUCCAGCUGUGCCACAUUUCCACAACGUUGGCGGAGAAGACCUGGGUCCAGCUCUUUCCUAGACUCUGGAAAAUUCUUUCUGACAGACAGCAGCAUGCGCUGGCCGGCGAGAUCAGCCCCUUUCUGUGCAGUGGCAGUCACCAAGUGCAGCGUGACUGCCAGCCCAGUGCCCUGAACUGCUUUGUGGAGGCCAUGUCCCAGUGCGUGCCCCCGAUCCCCAUCAGGCCCUGUGUGUUGAAGUACUUGGGGAAGACACAUAACCUGUGGUUCCGCUCCACGUUGAUGCUGGAGCACCAGGCCUUCGAGAAAGGGCUGAGUCUGCAGAUCAAGCCCAAGCAGACGACCGAGUUCUAUGAGCAGGAGAGCAUCACUCCACCUCAGCAGGAGAUCCUGGACUCGCUGGCGGAGCUCUACUCGCUGUUGCAAGAGGAGGACAUGUGGGCCGGCCUGUGGCAGAAGCGCUGCAAGUACUCGGAGACCGCGACGGCCAUCGCUUACGAGCAGCAUGGCUUCUUUGAGCAGGCACAAGAGUCCUACGAAAAGGCCAUGGAUAAGGCCAAAAAGGAGCAUGAGCGGAGCAACGCGUCCCCUGCCAUCUUCCCGGAGUACCAGCUGUGGGAGGACCACUGGAUCCGGUGCUCUAAAGAGCUGAACCAGUGGGAGGCCUUGACUGAGUACGGCCAGUCGAAGGGCCACAUCAACCCCUACCUGGUCCUGGAGUGCGCCUGGCGGGUCUCUAACUGGACCGCCAUGAAGGAAGCACUGGUGCAGGUGGAAGUAAGCUGUCCCAAGGAGAUGGCCUGGAGGGUGAACAUGUACCGAGGCUACCUGGCCAUCUGCCACCCCGAGGAGCAGCAGCUUGGCUUCAUUGAGCGCCUGGUGGAGAUGGCCAGCAGUUUGGCCAUCCGCGAGUGGCGACGGCUGCCCCAUGUGGUGUCCCACGUGCACACGCCCCUUCUCCAGGCUGCCCAGCAGAUCAUCGAGCUGCAGGAGGCUGCGCAGAUCAACGCGGGCUUGCAGCCCAACAACCUGGGACGGAACAACAGCCUCCAUGACAUGAAGACAGUGGUGAAGACCUGGCGGAACCGGCUGCCCAUCGUGUCGGACGACUUGUCCCACUGGAGCAGCAUCUUCAUGUGGCGGCAGCACCAUUACCAGGGUAAACCUGCCUGGUCCGGCAUGCACUCACCAUCUAUUGUGACCGCGUACGAGAACAGUUCUCAGCACGACCCCAGUUCAAAUAAUGCCAUGCUUGGGGUCCACGCGUCGGCUUCAGCGAUCAUCCAGUAUGGAAAAAUUGCCCGGAAACAAGGACUGGUCAACGUGGCUCUGGAUAUAUUAAGUCGUAUUCACACUAUUCCCACCGUUCCUAUCGUGGACUGCUUCCAGAAGAUUCGACAGCAAGUGAAAUGCUACCUCCAGCUGGCAGGGGUCAUGGGGAAGAAUGAGUGCAUGCAGGGCCUUGAAGUUAUUGAAUCUACAAACUUGAAAUACUUCACAAAAGAAAUGACAGCUGAAUUUUAUGCACUGAAGGGAAUGUUCUUGGCUCAGAUCAACAAGUCUGAGGAGGCUAACAAGGCCUUCUCUGCGGCCGUGCAGAUGCACGACGUGCUGGUGAAAGCCUGGGCGAUGUGGGGCGACUACCUGGAGAACAUCUUUGUGAAGGAGCGGCAGCUGCACCUCGGGGUGUCUGCCAUCACCUGCUACCUGCACGCGUGUCGGCACCAGAACGAGAGCAAAUCCAGGAAGUACCUGGCCAAGGUGCUGUGGCUUUUGAGUUUUGAUGACGACAAGAACACGCUGGCUGACGCCAUAGACAAGUACUGCAUUGGCGUGCCUCCCAUCCAGUGGCUGGCCUGGAUCCCCCAGCUGCUAACCUGCUUGGUCGGCUCAGAGGGCAAGCUGCUUCUGAACCUUAUUAGUCAGGUUGGACGUGUGUACCCACAAGCUGUCUACUUCCCCAUCCGGACGCUGUACCUGACGCUGAAGAUUGAGCAGCGGGAGCGCUAUAAGAGCGAUCCAGGGCCCAUAAGAGCCACGGCCCCCAUGUGGCGCUGCAGCCGAAUCAUGCACAUGCAGCGGGAGCUGCACCCCACCCUGCUGUCGUCCCUGGAGGGCAUCGUCGACCAGAUGGUCUGGUUCCGGGAGAACUGGCACGAGGAGGUCCUUAGGCAGCUCCAGCAGGGCCUGGCCAAGUGCUACUCAGUGGCGUUUGAGAAAAGCGGAGCUGUGUCUGAUGCGAAGAUCACCCCCCACACUCUCAAUUUUGUGAAGAAGCUGGUGAGCACGUUCGGGGUGGGCCUGGAGAACGUGUCCAACGUAUCCACCAUGUUCUCCAGUGCAGCCUCAGAAUCGCUCGCCCGGCGGGCUCAGGCCACCGCCCAGGACCCCGUCUUCCAGAAGCUGAAAGGCCAGUUCACCACUGAUUUUGACUUCAGUGUUCCAGGAUCCAUGAAGCUUCAUAACCUUAUUUCUAAAUUGAAAAAAUGGAUUAAAAUCCUGGAGGCCAAGACCAAGCAACUUCCGAAAUUCUUCCUCAUCGAGGAGAAGUGCCGCUUUCUGAGCAAUUUCUCGGCGCAGACGGCGGAAGUGGAAAUCCCUGGGGAGUUUCUGAUGCCGAAGCCCACGCACUACUACAUCAAGAUCGCUCGGUUCAUGCCCAGGGUGGAGAUCGUGCAGAAGCACAACACCGCGGCCCGGAGGCUGUAUAUCCGUGGACAUAAUGGCAAGAUCUACCCCUACCUCGUCAUGAACGACGCCUGCCUGACCGAGUCGCGCCGGGAGGAGCGAGUGCUGCAGCUGCUGCGCCUGCUCAACCCCUGCCUGGAGAAGAGGAAGGAGACCACCAAGAGGCACCUGUUCUUCACAGUUCCCCGAGUCGUGGCCGUGUCCCCGCAGAUGCGCCUCGUGGAAGACAACCCCUCUUCCCUUUCCCUGGUGGAAAUCUACAAGCAACGUUGUGCCAAGAAGGGCAUUGAGCAUGACAACCCCAUCUCCCGCUACUACGACCGACUGGCCACGGUGCAGGCGCGGGGCACCCAAGCCAGCCACCAGGUCCUUCGAGAUAUCCUCAAGGAGGUUCAGAGUAACAUGGUACCGCGCAGCAUGCUCAAAGAGUGGGCGCUGCACACAUUCCCCAACGCCACGGACUACUGGACCUUCCGCAAGAUGGUCACCAUCCAGCUGGCCCUGAUCGGCUUUGCUGAAUUUGUCUUGCACCUAAACCGACUUAACCCCGAGAUGUUACAGAUCGCUCAGGACACUGGCAAGCUGAACGUUGCUUACUUCCGGUUUGAUAUCAACGACGCGACAGGAGACUUGGACGCCAACCGCCCUGUUCCCUUCCGCCUCACCCCCAACGUCUCUGAGUUCCUGACCGCCAUUGGUGUCUCCGGCCCGCUGACCGCCUCAAUGAUCGCCGUCGCCCGCUGCUUUGCUCAGCCCAACUUCAAGGUGGAUGGCAUCCUGAAGACGGUGCUGCGGGACGAGAUCAUCGCUUGGCACAAGAAGACCCAGGAGGACACUUCCUCCCCACUGUCGGCGGCCGGGCAGCCGGAGAACAUGGACGGCCAGCAGCUGGUCUCCCUGGUCCAGAAGGCGGUGACGGCCAUCGUGACACGUCUGCACAACCUGGCACAGUUCGAGGGAGGGGAGAGCAAGGUGAACACCCUGGUCGCUGCGGCCAACAGCCUGGACAACCUGUGCCGCAUGGACCCUGCCUGGCACCCGUGGCUAUGAGGCCGCCCUGGC